UGAAGUGGUGAUCAAGCUGUGGAGCAGUGUUCGGAAAACUGCGACACCCUUGACAUUGUUCGAUGAUACAUGAAACAGUUGUUCGACUUUGACUUUGAGCUGACCUGGGAAUAUGGCUUUGAUGUUUGUGGAGACCCCGAGCCUGAAACGGGCCGUGGCUCUCAUCAACAAUCUUGCCCCUGCCAAAUUUCCUCUUCUAAUUCAACGUGUUCUGCAGAAGUUGCAUUUGUCGAAUGAGCGUAGCUUCACCGAGGAGGAAGAGGAGAAGCUGCAAGAUGUGUUUCAAGUGGAGGGACGCGAUCUGAAACUUGUUCUGGAAACAAUCACUUUCUUUCUGCAGCAGGCUGCGUACCAUCUCUGUAAGCCAUCCGUGCUAAGUCAACAGCUGCAGAAUGUCAACCUAUCCGAGGAGAAGACCGCUGUAAUUGCAAAGGCAUGGCAGAGCUCAGCGCAAACCGUUGUAGAGCGCCUGCGCGAGACAAGCUUCUAUCCGAAACAGCUGGAUGAUGUUAACUGGAGACUGAACUUGCAGAUGUCCCAGGCAAGCAAAUCUCGCAUGAAGCAGCCCAAUGCGAUCUUUGAGUUUGAUAUCUCCAGCGGUUCCAAGACUGUUGACAAAGUACAAGCUGAGUUCACACACGAAGAGCUGUACGACUUUUACAAACAGCUCGAAACGAUUCAGGGCCAGUUGGAUGCAUUGAGCUGAGAAGAGUGAGCGAGAGAGGGUGUACGCUCCCGUAUGUUCUUCCCCUUCCGAUGCCGUGCUCAUCAGCAAAACUUGUUCAGUUCUGACUAGGCCGAUCCUGUAAUUCCGUAUGGGUUUCAACUUUCAAUCGUGAAACCCAGAUAGUGCCAGCAGGUGCCCUUUCGUCGUGCCCUGUCUUCACAACCGGGAGAGAUUGCGCUACUUGCUUUUACUAUCUUCAAUACCCGGAAGCUCCACUGCAGCCAGCUUUUACUAGCGUAUCUUUUUUUUUCCUUUCCGAUGCCGGCCAUUGGGUCCAGGCUCUCACAUGUUUCCUCACUCGUGUAAUAGAGUGAUUGCACACAUGUUCUAAUCAAGUAUAGUUGUCGCAGGCUGGACCUGUGUAUUUGUAACUACUGCUUGGACACCGUCCGUGCUAAAACUCCUGUGUACAGUCAUGUAUAUAUUAGUAUUAUUUUUUCUUUUCCUUUGUUAGUGGAUGUUGUCACUCAUGUGUUUUCUUAUUAGACUGUAUCAUGCAAGAGGUUUAGAGGAACGUUUUACUUGGA
Messenger RNA from Sycon ciliatum, 1254 nucleotides. Its product is annotated as COMM domain-containing protein 10-like. The record is from RefSeq and is a predicted model, not a curated record. NCBI's taxonomy places the organism in Eukaryota, Metazoa, Porifera, Calcarea, Leucosolenida, Sycettidae. The coding region runs from base 113 to 706 and encodes 197 amino acids. The transcript is spliced from 8 exons.